AACCGAUGAAUGAACGCGUGUCCGAGCGCUCGUGUGAACGCACCCGGGAGUGGGGAAAUCGCGGGAUUGAGGGCGGUGGGUGGGUGGCUGGGUAGGUGGACCUUAACUAGGAAGGAAGGAAGCAAGGAAGAGAGCACCAUUAUCCUCCUCCUCCUCCUCCCUUUACAGCAGAAUCCAGAAAUCCCACCUCGCCUUUUGAGGUGUUGAAAUAGAUUUUGGCAACUUGGAGAAAACCCUAAUCGUCUCUUGGGACCAGUGCUAUGAGUUAAGAAGCAUAUUGGGAUUUACAGGAUAUUAUUUUAAAUACCCUCAUUGAAAAUGUCUACUCCUGAUCCUCCUAUGGGGGGGACACCUCGUCCUGGGCCUUCUCCGGGGCCUGGGCCUUCUCCUGGUGCUAUGCUGGGACCCAGUCCUGGACCAUCCCCUGGUUCUGCACACAGCAUGAUGGGCCCCAGCCCAGGGCCUCCAUCGGCAGGCCACCCUAUACCACCUCAGGGGCCUGGAGGUUAUUCUCAGGACAACAUGCACCAGAUGCAUAAGCCAAUGGAUUCCAUGCAUGAAAAGGGAAUAUCUGAAGACCCUCGUUACAGCCAAAUGAAAGGCAUGGGGAUGAGGGCUGGUGGGCACACAGGAAUGGGGCCUCCUCCAAGCCCUAUGGAUCAGCAUUCCCAAGGUUACCCUUCUCCACUUGGUGGUUCUGAGCAUGCAUCAAGCCCAGUUCCAGCUAAUGGUCCUUCUUCUGGCCCCCAGAUGCCCUCCGGCCCUGGCGGAGUCCCAUUAGAUGGUACUGACCCACAAGCACUGGGGCAGCAGAAUCGGGGCCCUACUCCUUUUAACCAGAAUCAGCUGCAUCAAUUGAGGGCUCAAAUCAUGGCCUACAAGAUGCUUGCCAGAGGACAGCCUUUACCUGAUCAUCUUCACAUGGCAGUGCAGGGAAAAAGACCAAUGCCAGGAAUGCAGCAGCAAAUGCCAACUCUACCUCCACCUUCUGUAUCUGGAACAGGACCAGUGCAAGGCCCAGGGCCUGCACCGGGACCAACACCUCCAAACUACAACAGACCUCAUGGUAUGGGAGGGCCUAACAUGCCUCCUCCUGGACCCUCAGGAGUUCCUCCAGGAAUGCCUGGACAGCCCCCUGGUGGACCCCCAAAGCCCUGGCCUGAAGGACCAAUGGCAAAUGCUGCAGCCCCUACUAGCACACCUCAGAAACUGAUUCCUCCUCAGCCAACAGGCCGUCCUUCACCAGCACCUCCAGCGGUACCUCCAGCAGCAUCCCCUGUAAUGCCUCCCCAAACUCAGUCACCAGGGCAGCCAGCUCAACCUGCCCCAAUGGUACAGCUCCAUCAGAAGCAGAAUCGUAUCACCCCAAUCCAGAAACCAAGAGGACUUGAUCCUGUGGAAAUUCUUCAAGAGAGAGAAUACCGAUUGCAGGCUCGCAUUGCCCACAGAAUCCAAGAACUUGAAAACCUUCCUGGGUCCCUGGCUGGUGACCUGAGAACCAAAGCAACCAUUGAACUUAAAGCACUACGAUUGCUCAAUUUCCAGAGGCAGCUGCGUCAAGAAGUGGUGGUAUGCAUGAGAAGAGAUACUGCUCUGGAGACAGCACUGAAUGCCAAGGCAUAUAAACGUAGCAAACGGCAAUCCCUGAGGGAAGCUCGCAUCACUGAGAAGCUAGAGAAACAGCAGAAGAUUGAACAAGAACGUAAACGCCGGCAAAAACAUCAAGAGUACCUCAAUAGCAUUCUCCAACAUGCCAAGGAUUUCAAAGAAUAUCACCGAUCUGUCACUGGCAAGAUUCAAAAACUUACAAAGGCUGUGGCCACUUAUCAUGCCAAUACUGAGCGUGAGCAAAAAAAGGAGAAUGAAAGAAUUGAGAAGGAGAGAAUGCGCAGGUUAAUGGCUGAAGAUGAAGAAGGUUACCGUAAGCUUAUUGAUCAAAAGAAAGAUAAACGCUUAGCCUACCUGCUUCAGCAGACAGAUGAAUAUGUGGCCAACCUCACAGAGCUGGUGAGGCAGCACAAGGCUGCACAAGUUGCAAAGGAGAAGAAAAAGAAGAAGAAAAAGAAGAAGCCUGAGACUGCAGAAGGGCAGACAGCAGCAAUUGGACCAGAUGGUGAACCUUUAGAUGAAACCAGCCAAAUGAGUGACCUUCCUGUGAAAGUGAUCCAUGUAGAGAGUGGGAAAAUUCUUACUGGAACAGAUGCCCCAAAGGCAGGACAACUGGACACUUGGUUAGAAAUGAAUCCUGGAUAUGAAGUAGCACCAAGAUCUGAUAGUGAAGAAAGUGGAUCAGAGGAGGAGGAAGAGGAGGAAGAUGAGGAACAGCCACAGCCUUCUCAGACUGCUUUGCCUGUUGAAGAGAAGAAAAAGAUUCCAGAUCCAGAUAGUGAUGAUGUAUCAGAAGUGGAUGCAAGGCAUAUUAUUGAGAAUGCUAAGCAAGAUGUUGAUGAUGAGUAUGGAGUAUCUCAAGCUCUGGCAAGGGGAUUGCAGUCUUACUAUGCUGUGGCUCAUGCAGUCACUGAACGGGUGGAUAAACAGUCCACACUUAUGGUGAAUGGUGUCCUCAAACAGUAUCAGAUUAAAGGUUUAGAGUGGCUAGUGUCAUUGUACAAUAAUAAUCUAAAUGGAAUCCUGGCAGAUGAAAUGGGCCUGGGUAAGACAAUCCAGACCAUUGCUUUAAUUACAUACCUCAUGGAGCACAAACGUAUCAAUGGACCCUUCCUCAUUAUAGUACCUCUGUCGACGCUAUCAAAUUGGGCAUAUGAAUUUGACAAGUGGGCUCCUUCUGUGGUUAAGGUCUCAUAUAAGGGCUCUCCAGCUGCAAGGCGGGCAUUUGUACCUCAGCUUCGAAGUGGAAAAUUUAAUGUUUUGCUCACUACAUAUGAAUAUAUCAUCAAAGAUAAGCACAUCCUUGCAAAAAUUCGUUGGAAGUACAUGAUAGUUGAUGAAGGCCACCGGAUGAAGAAUCACCACUGCAAGCUGACCCAGGUCCUGAACACACACUACGUAGCCCCACGUCGUUUGCUGCUGACAGGGACUCCACUACAGAAUAAGCUCCCAGAAUUGUGGGCUCUGCUCAACUUCCUCCUUCCAACUAUCUUCAAAAGCUGUAGCACAUUUGAACAGUGGUUUAAUGCUCCAUUUGCCAUGACUGGAGAAAAGGUCGAUUUGAAUGAGGAAGAAACAAUUCUGAUUAUCCGCCGUUUGCACAAAGUAUUGCGUCCCUUCCUACUAAGAAGGUUAAAGAAGGAGGUAGAAGCACAGCUUCCUGAAAAGGUAGAAUAUGUCAUUAAGUGUGAUAUGUCUGCAUUACAAAGGGUACUCUAUAGACAUAUGCAGGCCAAAGGAGUGCUUCUUACAGAUGGCUCAGAGAAGGACAAAAAGGGAAAAGGUGGUACAAAAACACUAAUGAACACUAUAAUGCAGCUGAGAAAGAUUUGCAACCAUCCAUACAUGUUUCAGCACAUAGAGGAAUCCUUUUCUGAGCACUUAGGCUUCACUGGAGGCAUUGUGCAAGGACUUGACCUGUACCGUGCUUCAGGGAAAUUUGAACUCCUGGACCGAAUUCUUCCCAAGUUACGGGCUACCAACCAUAAGGUGCUGCUGUUCUGUCAGAUGACUUCCCUCAUGACCAUCAUGGAAGACUAUUUUGCUUACCGUGGCUUCAAAUACCUCAGGCUAGAUGGGACCACUAAAGCAGAAGAUCGUGGCAUGCUGCUGAAAACCUUCAAUGAGCCGGGCUCUGAAUAUUUCAUUUUUUUGCUGAGCACUCGAGCAGGGGGCCUGGGACUAAACCUGCAGUCCGCUGAUACGGUGAUCAUAUUUGACAGUGACUGGAAUCCUCAUCAGGAUCUGCAGGCCCAGGAUCGAGCCCAUCGUAUUGGUCAGCAAAAUGAAGUGCGUGUACUGCGCCUCUGCACUGUGAACAGUGUGGAAGAGAAGAUACUUGCUGCAGCCAAAUAUAAGCUGAAUGUAGAUCAGAAGGUUAUCCAGGCUGGCAUGUUUGACCAGAAAUCCUCCAGUCAUGAAAGAAGAGCUUUCCUCCAGGCUAUCUUAGAACAUGAAGAGCAAGAUGAGACCAGAUACAGCACGGGCAGCGGCAGUGGCAGCGCAAGCUUUCCCCACACUGCCUCAUCCCUGUGCCUCAACUCCGACUUGGAGGAGCCACCUUUAAAGGAGGAAGAUGAAGUUCCUGAUGAUGAAACAGUAAACCAGAUGAUUGCUCGGCAUGAGGAAGAGUUUGAUCUUUUUAUGCGCAUGGAUUUGGAUCGCAGGCGAGAAGAAGCCCGCAAUCCAAAGCGAAAACCACGUCUAAUGGAAGAGGAUGAAUUGCCAUCUUGGAUCAUUAAAGAUGAUGCUGAGGUGGAAAGACUCACAUGUGAAGAAGAGGAAGAGAAAAUGUUUGGGCGGGGUUCUCGUCACCGUAAGGAAGUGGACUAUAGUGAUUCGCUGACUGAGAAGCAGUGGCUCAAGAUGUCAGACAUUUCAGAUGCAGAAAGCCUACUUACUAUGCAGCUGAGUGUACCCUCUUCUUGCUGUCCCAGCAAACAUUUCAUCCUACUUGUUACUGGGCAGUGAUCCAGACAUUGGGUGUGCUCCUUCUCUUUAGCCAGUAGGAGGCAAACCUUGCUGGGAAGGGUGGGAGAAGAAGCAGCUGGCUCUGAGCUAAGUUAGGAGGUAUUACCCUUCCUUCUGAGAGCUAGUCACAUGUCUGCUGUUGCAGGAACAGUGUGUUAGUUAGGAUAAUUUUCCUUUGUAGAGUAACCCAGGUGUUGAGUUAGAGGAAAGUGAAGUAAUUCAAGCUGCAAAACUUUGCAGCACAGAAGACAUCCUUCUUUGCUCAGCCAUCCUAGAGGUUUUAAUGAAGAAUCAGUAUGCAAGCCUGGAACCAAAGGAUCUUGUUAUGAAAUUCAGUAUUGAAGUUUCUGCAUCCCAUCCUUCUGUCCCAGGCAUCUCCAUGAGACAACAUUUCAGAAUAUUUCCUACAUCUUCUUAGGGAUAACACCAAAUAAGGGAGACUACUCAUCAUUGGUCUGUCCCACCCAGAGUUUCUCUUACUUUUAAUACCUAAAAUACGUGAAGAUUCUGCAUUCCUCAUCAUAGACUCCUGCUUGCUGCCCAAGGGAGACAUCCAGUCUUCUGGACCAGGGCCACAGAAAGAUGAAUCUGCUCUUAAGAUCCUUAGAGUUUACAGAUAUAGUUGUUAAGAUGGUGUCUAUCAAUAGAAACAUCCCAACCUGCCUUAAGAAUUUGAAGUGUUGCAGAUCAUACUGAUAUAAAUUUACUGGUGCAAAUUCUGAUAUUUGCUGAGCGAGCUAUUCUCUUCCUGUUUGUCAAGACUCAUUGAAGUGGUUGCAAAUUCAUGAGAGGAAACUCUUAUCUCAAAGAACAGUGUUCCAUCUUCAAGAAACUCUGUGAUGUCUACAGACUUUUAACAAUGCCAACAUUUGUAUGCUAUUUCAUCAUGUUGGAGACAAGAUAUGCUAUGAAGGCCUUGCCUGAGACUUUGGGAAUGUGGCUCCUUCUCAGAGUAGAUGUUUCUGGGAUACGUAGACCAGCAGUCUGACUCAGUACAAGGCAGCAUCUCCUUGUAAUUGUCAGUGGUGGAGAGAUAUUUGCCUAUCUUGCAAGUCAUUGUCAUGGUUUAUUUUGCAACCAUUUCUCUUUCCUGAAAUGAUCACCUUGGAAGGGAACUGAGGCUCUGUGGAGGAGUACAUACUUAGCAUGUGCAAUGCCUCAGAUUCAGUCCAGCUGAAGAAUCAUAGAUGGAUGACAUGCUGGAUCAAAACCUCUACCUGAAACAUUGGAAAGUUGCUGGCAUUCAGCAUAAACUGCUGAACUACAAGGGCCAUUUCUCUGAUGUGGCACAAAGCAGAUUACUCUACUGAAUACUGCUUUUUGGCUUGGCCAGUUCACUCUGGACAUUUUAGUAAGAUACUUGCAGUCCAGGGUUUUUUCAAGGCUGGAGUACAACACUUUCAGAAUGUACUCAAGCAUAAUGUUCCAGUGCUUCUAUAGAGAACAUUUGUACAUUAGUCCAGAGAUUUUUUUCAUAUUCUCCCCAACUAACUUAGGAGACCACUUUUACCAAGUAGGGUAUUAUAAGCGGGCCACAAUUUAGGUUUUAAAUAAUUUGAAACAUUGCUGAGAACAUUCUUAACAUCUUAAAGCUUUGGAUGUGAAUUUUAUUAUCUCUAGAAAAAAGGAGAAAAUAUAUCUUCACUUGGGAGGUCUAGCAUUUAAAGAUUCAUGGGAAUAACAGUACUUUUUUUCUUAAAAUAAGAUGAGAGCAAUUCUGUGGGAAUAUAGAUGGCAUGUAUUUAAUUCCUGAAAGCUGUAAAAUAGCUGCUGAUGGAGGUAGAAGUCAAAAUGUGUCUAGCAGUUGUCAGUGAAUUAAAUAAUCUUCCAAGAGUAAAGAUGGCACUGCAAAACUCUUGGUACAUCAGGGAUAGCCAAACUGCUGCCCCCCAGAUGUUUUGGGCACUAUUCAGGUGUAUUCAGGAAGCUGUUGUGGACCGCUUGGAGAAAAAUUGUAGUAGUAUCCACUGGGGUUUGGUUCCAGGACCCCUAUGGAUACCAAAAUUUGUGGAUGCUGAAGUCCCAUUAUAUAUCAUGGUGUAGUAAAAUGGUGUCCCUUAUAUAAAAUGACAAAACCAAGGUAUGGUUUUUUUGGAAUAUUUUCAAGCCAUGAAUGGUUGAAUCCAUGAAUAAAGAAUCAAUGGAUAAGGAGGGUAUAUGUAAGAUUGUUUAAGUGCCUUCCAGACCACCACAGUGAUCAGACCACAGUCCAACACCAGAGAGAACAGGGAAUGUAGCAUUAAUUAUGAAUAGCCCUUCUGCUCAUUUAAUGCACAAUAACCCAGAACCUACCUUUGUUGGAGGACCUGUUGACUGUGGUAUGCUUGUUGAAUGGGGUCUCCAAAGAUAGUCUAGGAGUGACUGGAUGUCCAGAGGAAGAGAUAAUGCUUUCUUACUCCAGCCCAGAGACAUAUUCUUCAACAUCUGCCUCGUACUGGCUGAGUAGGGAAGGUGCCCCAUGUCUGGAUCAUUGCCUAUCUAACAAGUAGAAACGAAGAAGGUAAGACCAAGUUUUCUGUUUUACACCAUGUUUGAGUGUGGCAGGGAGAAAAUAACCUAACCUUCUUGCUUCUACACAAAAUGCCUCAUGAGUUAGAGGUUUUAGUAAAGGAUAAUGAAUAACAUCUGUUCCCUUAAAACGAAAGAAAUCAGAAUGACCUGCCAAGCAAGGUUAUUAUGGCCUUUGCUCUUUUACUGUAGAUCACUUCUUUUCUUCUUUCUUAAUUGAUCUGAUGUUCCCUUUUAAAAAAUUCCAGACAAGUAGCCAGAUUAGUUGUUGUUCUGUGUAGAUUAAUUGCUUUAUAAGCUUUUGUAGAAAAGGGUCAAAUUCCUCUGAUGGGUAAAGCCGAAGGUCAAGAUGGUGGUGUGGAAACACCUGGGAAUGGGUCAUUUCUUCCACUAAAAUUACAGAUGUGUGGGGAACUAAAGUUAAAGAAAGCCAUGAAGAAAACACUACUAGCUACUUCACAUGCAAAAGUAGAUGAAGUGUGUACACUAAAUAUUUUGUUAGAAGCAUCAGUGAAGCUUAGCAUCAAACUUACACAAUGUUUUUGCAGUGAAGAAACCACUCAUAGUUGUGUUCUCCUCUAUACAAUUGUGUGUGUUUGUGUGUGUGUGUGUGUGUGUGUGUGUACGUGCAUUUAUGUGCAUUGCUGCCCACUUUUUUCUACUUUGUGACAGCACAGGAUGGGCUUACAUGGCUUCUAUCUCUGAGAAGAAAUGUGACGGCAAAUCCAUUGGUCAUCAGGCCCACUGAUCAUAGAGGUGUCUCUUAGACAGUGCUUUGGCAACAUAUAGAUGGUUUGCUUAUCAACUUUGUUUUAGAAAAUAUAUGCCCUUCUGCAGAGUAUGCAGCAUUCAGCAGAGUAUGCAGCAUUCAUGGGCAUGCCUUUUCCAUGCUUCAGCAUCCUGGGGAGUCCACUCCUGCAAAACUGGUGGGUACCUUCUUCCUCCUUUGGUUGAAAGAGGAAGAAUCUUUGUGUAGGCUCUCUUUCUAAUAAACCUGGCUGUGGUUUGUGGACACUUAGCAGGCAAAAUCAGGCCUAAACUGACCUGCAUCAACCCCACUGGUCUGAUAGGCAAUUCAGGCAGAUGCACCACAUUGUGGUGUGGCCAGAAAGCUUCUUUUCAGUGGUUGGAGCCUACACCGUUUAUGCUGCCUACAGUUGGAGGAAAUAUGAGACUUGGGACUCAUCCUGGUGGUUUCUAUGGAUUGAAGAGAAUUGUGGCUGUAAAUGAGACAAUGACCCAGAUCUUAUUGAGGCUUACAUUCAGGAAAGUCCAUAUUGUGCGAGUGGUAGGACUCUUCUGAAACCUUGCUGAAGCUAGCAUCUGCCUUGUGCCAGCAUAGAUACUCUAGUGCCCCUUUCUCCAUGUCAGCACCACCAGCUGAUGACAACAAGCCCUGCUCAACUGCCGCCACCUCUUCACUACAAAACACAUGCAGCUUAGGCUAUGCCUACUCUCAUGCUUUGGACACUCCUAGCUGGGCAGUGGAUAUGUUGGCCAGAAGAGUGGCAAAACAAUUCGCAAGACUGUGUUCCCUAGGAAAUAUUUUAAAGCCUGUGCUUGGGAAGUCCAAAGUAAGAGAAAUGGGUUUUAUGUACCUUGAAAGGUGAAGAAUUUUCAGUAUUUAUGGCUGGAUAAGAACUCUGUUUCUAAGAAAUGGAGAAAAGGGAAGGCAUUUAGCUCCUGAAGAAUUUUCAUUGCUGUUAACAUUUUAUACUUGUUCUCUUGUAAGGCCCCUUCCACUAGAGCCAAGCAGCAUUUUUGAUGAAUAUCAAUGUUAUCAUACUUAGUUCAUUUGCCACUUUUCCAAGGUAAGGCCAUGCUCGAAAGUGGCUUAUGGCACCAUCAAAUACAAUAACAUUUCCUGAAGGAAUGGAGCUCAGAAUUUAAAGAGGCCAACAUUUGGGUAAACACUUCAUAUUAAUAAAGAUACACUAAAAUGAAGCAACCCAACCAAUAAUUCACUUGAAUGUUUAACAAUAGAGAAAUACUCAAGAAACCCCCUCAAGACAUUCCACUGACAGCAAAAGUACAUUUUACCCCAGCCAUAGACCCUAAACAAGAUCUCACCCUGAUAUCUGUAGGAACUCUGAGCAGCUGCAGCCGCCUUUGCAGCUGGAAACAGUCAGUGUUAUUCUACUGCAAACUAGGCAGAAAUUAAAGAGGCAAAGAAAAGGAACCAGGUGCUUGCUAGAUGGUCUAUAGGCAUUUUUAGCCAGGAAGCCAUCCAGUUAAUGGUGUUUAUAACCAUGACUCAUAGCUGAAUGGUUUCCUAGCUAGACAUAUUCAUUAGGAUAUACCUUGGCUUUCAGCACAUGCUUCUGGUAAAUUUAAGUGACUUGAUGCUCUCUCCUGAGAGUAUAGCAUAGGAAGGAAACAUCCUGUCUCAUAGCUCUGAACAUCCUACUACUUCUUUUCCAGGUAUGCAUUUAAUUGGUCUUAAAUUGACACUUACUCCCUGUUCUCUGGGGAUGGCUAUGACUGAGCCAUGCAAAAGCUAAAAGCAGUAGUUCUGUAUCAUUUAAUAUUAGUAUAAGUUCUGAAUGACCUGGGUACUGUUUACUGAGAUACUGUACACAGAGUGUGAUUAAAGAGGACCAUGCCAAGAAUUAUGCAUAUAGGUAAGCAAUGCCUCUGUAUUUUGGGCGAGUGGGGAACCAAAGGAAGGGCUGUAUGCCUUCAUUUCUUACUUAUGGCGACCCUAAGGCAAACUUAUCCUGGGGUUUUCUCGGCAAGAUUUGUUCAGAGGAAGUUUACCAUUGCCUCCCUUGAAGCUGAGAGCAUGUGACUUGCCCAAGGUCACCUAGUGAGUUUCAUUGCCAAGCUAGGAAUCAGACCCUGGUCUCCAGAGUCAUAGUCCAACACUCAAACCUCCACACCACCAAAGGCAGAGGGAGUGAAUAUUAAUCAAAAGGCCAAACUGUAAAGAAGAAUCAAGACAGUGUUAACAGGCUAGUCUUUUGCUUACAGCGAGCUAAGAGCUGUAUAUUUACAUCCUGAUUGUUCCUUCUCUGUUACCCAAAUUGACCAAAAUCAGUAUGAGAUCUGCAGGCACUAGCUCUCAGUUUCUCAGCAAUUGAUGCUGUUACGCCUACAGCACCCAAAUCUAAAGAUUUGUUUCCACUGUCUAUCCUGUACCAUAAUAUUUGUAGUAUCUGGCUGUUCAUGAGUAUACAUUCAUACUUGGAAUCAAAAUGGAAGGAGGGGAAGAAGAGAGAGCCCUGUGCUUCUGCAGGGUAAGGGGUCAGAAUGAUUACUCCCCUGCCCAUCGUUUAAACAUCAAAAGAUUGGGGUACAAAUGGGGCAGUGUAGAGCAGUGCACAGAUUGAACUAAUUAUAACUAAUUAGGUUUAUAAACCACCUGUCUCUUUGUAGUCCCCUAUACAGAAUAUGCAGUGCAAUCAGUUUUGAUUCAGUUUUAAACUCCCAAAUCUCCAUCUUCCAUAAAGAGAAGCUAGACAUAGUGGAGGAUUGCGCACCUUAAUAGAAUAAGUGAGAUUUUCUGUCUGCCCCUGCCUUAAGGUAACAAGUGUUGUAUAUGGAAGCAGAACUGGAGUGGGGGAAAUGUUAAACAUCCAGUCACCAGGAUUCUUAAAAUUUGAUACUAAUAGUAAGCUAAAUGAUUCCAAAAAUUCUGCGAUUGGCUCCUAGGAAUUAAAAGUAAUGCUUUUUAUCCCAACAUUAAAGCUACCAGAAAUAUAUUUUCUUGACCCAUUAUCUAAUGGUGACACAGAUAGUGUAUAGAAUAGGAACAGGAGAGAGAAACCUGUGGUAUCAGAAUCAGUGCAUCCCUCUUGCACAGAUGUACCCUAAUUCUGAUGAUAGAAGUAGAAUUGGGCCUCCGUUUUAUGAAAACCUGUAAAGGACUGAAAAUAAUGAUGGAACUGUGAAGGACUGAUGACUACAACCAUGUUGGCAGGCCAUUCUCUUAAAAAAACCUUUCCCCAUUUUGCUGCUGUUACACAGGUAGUGUCAGAAUAGUAACCUUAGGUUACUUUGCUCUGGGUGAUGAGAGCCUCGAGCCAUGUAAGUCUGAAGAGAUGGAAAGUUGGGAAAAUAAGCAGUUUCAUUUGUGAGUUUUCCUACUUCUGUUAUCCAUGGCCUGCAGUUCACCCGCUUCUUUUCCUCUCCUGUUGUUCGGUCUGAAGCAUUAAUCUUUACUGUUAACUGGUGGUUAGGAGCCGCAGAUCUCUUUGCAGCUUUGGAAGAAUUUACAACUUGAGCUGGCUGGAAGGGGGCACCCCCAGGCUCUGCUCUGCAUUGUUUCUCCAGACGACUUUGCAGAGUCCCUGUCUGCUGGCCCUGUUUAACACGAGAAGAAAAGCUCAUUGGUAAGAGAACCAGCUUUCCUCUCCCACCCAUAGAGAUGCAGCUUUCCAUGAUCUGUAACUGGACAACCUGAGAUUGUAGUGUCUUGGGAAGCAACCCAUGUAAACAUCCCAUUCUUCACUGUGCUAGACAGCUUGGGUGUGUGUGAACGUCUCUGUUGAACCAUUUCACAGUGUAGUGUGUCCAUGCGGCUUGUUCAUUGUACCUGGCUGACUGGCUGCUUCUCCUGUCUGUAGGCCAUCGAAGAAGGCACCCUGGAGGAGAUAGAGGAGGAGGUGCGCCAGAAGAAAUCCUCUCGCAAACGUAAAAGAGAUGUGGACGUCAGCUCUUCCACCCCAACCACCAGCACACGUAGCCGGGACAAAGAUGAGGA
This is a messenger RNA of Sceloporus undulatus (fence lizard), 11788 nucleotides long. It is a transcript of the gene SMARCA4, whose product is annotated as SWI/SNF related, matrix associated, actin dependent regulator of chromatin, subfamily a, member 4. Lineage: Eukaryota; Metazoa; Chordata; Lepidosauria; Squamata; Phrynosomatidae. Gene Ontology annotation, cellular component: nucleus. The transcript is spliced from 31 exons. Gene Ontology annotation, biological process: positive regulation of transcription by RNA polymerase II. Gene Ontology annotation, molecular function: DNA binding; transcription factor binding; histone binding. Bases 319 to 4578 code for a protein of 1419 amino acids. The record is from RefSeq and is a predicted model, not a curated record.